This is a messenger RNA of Molossus molossus (Pallas's mastiff bat), 1325 nucleotides long. RefSeq names its product StAR related lipid transfer domain containing 6 (gene STARD6). The transcript is spliced from 7 exons. The coding region runs from base 648 to 1325 and encodes 225 amino acids. Gene Ontology annotation, molecular function: lipid binding. The record is from RefSeq and is a predicted model, not a curated record. Lineage: Eukaryota; Metazoa; Chordata; Mammalia; Chiroptera; Molossidae.
CCGGCUGAACCUCUUCGGCGGGCUCCCGGGACUGAGCGAGGGGACUCGGUAGGGGAGACUUGGGCGCUUGCGGCUAACGUUUCGGGCUCCGAGAGCCAGCUCCACCUCCCCAGUCCUUCCAAGUGAGCUCGGUCUGUCCGCUUUCAAAGCACCCCUUACCAGGAUAAGACACCUGGGCCGGGGGCAGCGCCCCAGCCCACUUCCUUCCCUCCCCACUCAGUGCCUUCCCCAUUUUAUCCCUGAGCCUGGCCUUCCCGGGCUUCCAGCCAGCCCCUCACACUCAAAGCGGAUGCGGGAUUGGAGGAGGAGUUUGGCCAGGAAUGGGAUUCAACAAACUCCUUGGGGACCUUGAUUCCCAGGAAGAAUGGCAGUGACCCAGCACGGAUUGGGGACCCAGUCAGGCAGCCCAGAAAGAGGGAGAUUAUUAUACAAACAGAUGUAAAGACCCACUUAAGAACACCUGUGACCUGUCUACAAGGCUGGCCCAGAAAAUGAGGUGCAGAGAAUCCAGUUUCAUCCAAGUGGUGUAUCAAAAAUAGAUGCCAUCUCAAUACUGGUUUAUUUUCCACUGACCCUAUGGGUGAAGAUAUCCUUGAUUACAACACCUAAAUAUAUUCCAGCUCAGCCAAUGUUACACUACAAGGUAGAUGGACUAUAAGGUACUUGCCCAACAAACUGCUCAAGAUAUUUUAGGUUACAGUCAAGAUACAUCAGGCUGGAAGGUGGUUAAAUCUUCAAAAAAAGUAACUGUUUCUAGCAAGGCUUCUAAAAUAUUCCAUGGAAAUCUAUAUCGUGUUGAAGGAAUAAUUCCAGAAUCAACAUCAAAACUAUCUGAUUUCCUCUACAAGCCUGAAAAUAGAACUACAUGGGAUAAAUCAUUGAAAGUGUACAAUAUGAUACACAAGAUUGAUUCGGACACAUUCAUAUGUCAUACCAUUACACACAGUUUUGCCAUGGGCUCAAUAUCCCCCCGAGACUUUAUCGACAUAGUGUACCUCAAGUGCUUCGAAGGGAAUGUGUUUGUUAUCAGUUCUAAAAGUGUGGAAUUUCCAGGAUAUCCUCCAUCUUCAGAUUAUAUCCGUGGUUAUAACCAUGCUUGUGGCUUUGUCUGUUCACCUCUGCAAGAUAACCCAGCACAUUCCAAACUAGUGAUGUUUGUCCAGACAGAAAUGAGAGGAAAGUUGUCCCCAUCAAUAAUUGAAGCAACUAUGCCUUCCAACUUAAUAAACCUCAUCCUCAAUGCAAAAACUGGAAUAAAGACACACAGAGCUCCACCGGGACGUGGAUGUCGCCGUCCUUAUCAACCAUCACUCAAGAAGAAAUGA